AUGCCUCCUGCAGCGAUUCCCCAACAGCAAGGGAUGACGGUUUGGCAGAAAUUGAAGAUGGGUGCUGCCAUGGGCGCAGGCGUUGGUCUCACAAUGGGCUUCAUAUUCGGAGGCCUGAGCAUUCUCCGGGGAGGCGCAGGGCCUCGUGGUGUGCUCCCGACGUUGUCGCAAUACAUGCUGGGUAGUGCUGCGACAUUCUCGUUCUUCCUUGCUAUCGGCUCUGUGAUCCGCAAUGAUGGAGAGCUGCCCCCACAUCUUGAAGCGGCGCGUCUUCAGCUUGCUUCACCUGUGAUGCGAACAAGGAGCGAGGGCCUAGCAGAUAUGAGACUGCGCUGGGCAAUGGAGAAUGCUCAGAAGCCAGAUUCGCGGUGAUGCUCCUUCUCUUCUCCGCUCACGCCCUCAAUUCGGCAUAUCUUGUGUGUGGCAUUCACCUAGCACAUGUAAGGAGCAAACGACACCCACGUUCACGUGUCAGCUAGGAGAUGCAAUCAACCC
Molecule: messenger RNA, 495 nt
Organism: Dichomitus squalens LYAD-421 SS1
Lineage: Eukaryota; Fungi; Basidiomycota; Agaricomycetes; Polyporales; Polyporaceae
Exons: 5
Coding region: 1-372 (123 amino acids)
Biological process (GO): protein import into mitochondrial matrix; protein insertion into mitochondrial inner membrane
Cellular component (GO): TIM23 mitochondrial import inner membrane translocase complex
Source: RefSeq, a predicted model, not a curated record